AUGGCAUUAGAAAAUUGGUAUUUCAUUUGGACUCGCUAUAUUUAUAGUUUUACAGAUUAUGAUAACAUUCCACAAAAGAAAAUUAUCACCUCCGCGGACUUUAACGACAAUGGUAAUGAAUUGGGAAAUUAUGUUACCUAA
Acaulospora colombiana is the source of this 141-nucleotide messenger RNA. The record is from the annotation of a GenBank genome assembly. Lineage: Eukaryota; Fungi; Glomeromycota; Glomeromycetes; Diversisporales; Acaulosporaceae.